GCUCCGGAAGCACUAUCCAAUGCGCGACUGGCGGGUGGCCCAGUACUACGGCGCAGGUCACCGUCAUGGCGACCCGGCUAACUGUGAGUCGCUGCGGUCCUCUGUCUGCAGCUGCCCGCAGAAUCCCGCUGGUGUCCUGCCGGAGGUGGUUCGGCGCCUCGGCAGACACCAUGUACGAUGUGGUGGUAUCAGGAGGAGGCAUGGUGGGCGCUGCCAUGGCCUGUGCCUUGGGACAUGAUAUUCACUUUCAUGAAAAGAAAAUCCUGUUGCUAGAAGCAGGUCCAAAGAAAGUACUGGAGAAAUUGCCAGAAACUUACAGCAACAGAGUCAGCUCCAUUUCUCCCAGCUCUGCAACCCUGCUCAGCAGUUUUGGUGCCUGGGAUCACAUCUGCAACAUGAGAUACAGAGCCUUCCGGCGGAUGCAGGUGUGGGACGGCUGCUCAGAGGCCUUGAUAAUGUUCGAUAAGGAUAAUUUAGAUGACAUGGGCUACAUAGUGGAGAAUGAUGUCAUCAUGCAUGCACUCACUAAGCAGCUGGAGGCUGUGUCUGAUCGAGUGACGGUUUUGUACAGGAGCAAAGCUGUUGGCUAUUCCUGGCCUGGCCCAUUUUCCAUGGCAGACUCCAGCCCUUGGGUCCAUAUUACCCUAGGUGAUGGCAGCACCCUCCAGACCACACUGUUGAUUGGUGCUGAUGGUCACAACUCAGGAGUACGGCAGGCUGCUGGGAUCCAGAAUGUCAGCUGGAACUAUGACCAGUCUGCUGUGGUGGCUACUCUGCAUUUGUCUGAGGCCACAGAAAACAAUGUAGCCUGGCAGAGAUUUCUUCCCUCAGGGCCGAUUGCUCUGCUCCCGCUCUCAGACACCUUGAGUUCCUUGGUUUGGUCCACAUCCCAUGACCAUGCAGCACAGCUGGUCAGGAUGGAUGAGGAAGAGUUUGUAGACGCUAUCAACUCUGCCUUUUGGAGUGAUGCUAACCACACCGACUUCAUCGGCUCUGCUGGCAGCAUACUGCAGUAUGCUGUUGCUCUUCUGAAGCCCACUAAAGUCUCAGCUCGCCAGCUACCCCCAAGUGUAGCCAGGGUGGAUGCCAAAAGCAGAGUGCUCUUCCCUCUGGGGCUGGGACAUGCAGCUGAGUACGUCCGGCCUCGCGUGGCGCUCAUUGGGGAUGCAGCCCACAGAGUCCACCCACUUGCAGGACAAGGUGUCAACAUGGGCUUUGGGGAUAUCUCCAGCCUGCUUCAUCACCUCAGUACUGCAGCCUUCAAUGGAAAAGACUUAGGCUCCAUGAGCCACCUCACAGGUUAUGAAACAGACAGACAGCGUCACAACACUGCUCUCCUGGCUGCUACUGACUUGCUGAAAAGGCUGUACUCCACCAGUGCCAUUCCUCUUGUGCUGCUCAGGACAUGGGGCUUGCAGGUCACUAACGCUGUGUCUCCACUCAAAGAACAAAUUAUGGCCUUUGCCAGCAAAUGAGUGCUCUCUUCUGAAGAUUAUGUUGAUGAAAAAAAAAA
Messenger RNA from Fukomys damarensis (Damara mole-rat), 1513 nucleotides. RefSeq names its product coenzyme Q6, monooxygenase (gene Coq6). Gene Ontology annotation, molecular function: oxidoreductase activity, acting on paired donors, with incorporation or reduction of molecular oxygen, NAD(P)H as one donor, and incorporation of one atom of oxygen; 2-octaprenyl-6-methoxyphenol hydroxylase activity; FAD binding. Gene Ontology annotation, biological process: ubiquinone biosynthetic process. Gene Ontology annotation, cellular component: mitochondrion. The coding region runs from base 66 to 1475 and encodes 469 amino acids. The transcript is spliced from 12 exons. Lineage: Eukaryota; Metazoa; Chordata; Mammalia; Rodentia; Bathyergidae. The record is from RefSeq and is a predicted model, not a curated record.